CCUAGCCCUAGCCCUAGCCCUAGCACUCGCCCUCGACCUCGCUCUCGCUCUCGCCUGUCUCCCCGAUCCAAAUAGGUACGAUUAAUCCUUUUCCCCCCUC
Messenger RNA from Ananas comosus (pineapple), 100 nucleotides. RefSeq lists its product as uncharacterized. Gene Ontology annotation, cellular component: plasma membrane. Lineage: Eukaryota; Viridiplantae; Streptophyta; Magnoliopsida; Poales; Bromeliaceae. Gene Ontology annotation, molecular function: calcium ion binding. The record is from RefSeq and is a predicted model, not a curated record.